This is a messenger RNA of Cimex lectularius (bed bug), 2860 nucleotides long. RefSeq names its product neprilysin-1 (gene Nep5). Gene Ontology annotation, cellular component: plasma membrane. The record is from RefSeq and is a predicted model, not a curated record. The coding region runs from base 35 to 2518 and encodes 827 amino acids. Gene Ontology annotation, molecular function: metalloendopeptidase activity. The transcript is spliced from 20 exons. Gene Ontology annotation, biological process: protein processing. NCBI's taxonomy places the organism in Eukaryota, Metazoa, Arthropoda, Insecta, Hemiptera, Cimicidae.
AGCACGUUCCCUCUAAGAAAUAAGACUAAAAUAAAUGAUGGGGCCGGUGAGAGACGACAGUUUAAAUUCAAGCACUAACCACCUGGUCGAUGUAACGCCCAAAAGGAACAGGAGAUGGAAAAAAUUUCUUAAAGGGAGAACCUCAAACGAGAAGAAAUUGAUUUUAGCUGUAUUUCUUCUUUCCUUAAUAACAUUUUCAUUGUUCGUAGCGCUAAUUGUAAUUUCGUCAAACCGGCAAAAAAGGCUAUGCUAUUCUCAAGAGUGUAUCAAAUCAGCUUCCAUGUUCAUCGAAAACAUGGAUACAAGGCAAGAUCCGUGCGUUGAUUUUUACCAGUACGCGUGUGGAAGGUGGUCCGAGGCACACGUGACACUGACGGACACGAACUCCUGGUUUACGGAUCGUACGAAAUUCCUUUCGACGAAAGUGGCCGGUAUUCUGCAGGAUAACAGCACGUCUGAAGAUCCUUUGGCUUUAUCCUACGCAAAGUCGAUGUUCAACUCAUGCAUGGAUACAGACAGGCUCGACGAGUUGGGAAUUGCCCCGAUGAUGGAUAUAAUCGAAAGUACCGGCUUGCCUAGGAAGCUGCCCACCGAAGAGACAGCCGCGAAGUUCAGCAUAUCCAGCGUCUUGGCCAGGAUACAACGUGUGGUCAGCAUGGAUCUGCUGAUCCAGCUGUCGCUGGCCAUCGACCCCGAGACCAACUUAACAAUGAUCAUGGUCAGCCCAGCGAUCGGUGUCUCCAGCCUUCCAGAGCUGGUUAGCAGCGAGGAUAAAGUGUCCAUUUCCGCCAAAGAGGCCAUCGCCCUCAGGAUCGCCUACAUGACGGGUGUGUUGGCGGAAAUCGACCCCACAGCAAACGUAACAGACCUCGGGGCAACGGCUUUGAAAAUUUUGGUCCUCGAUUCACAAAUAAGAGCGGACAUCGCCAGGUCGUAUUUCGAAGGAGUUCCUGAGAAAAUGACGUUGGCGGAGCUCCAAGACUUUACCGAUAAUACAAAUCUGACAAUGCCAGCGUCGAUGAAGCUGGAUUGGAACGAAUACAUGACUGUCCUGUUGAAAGAUCUAGGAAAAACUGUCAGCAUGAACGAUUCCGUCUAUGUUGACCGGAAAGACUACUUUGUCGCCAUGGCAAAAAGGCUUCAUAAAGCUAAGCCAGAAACUUACCUUGAUGAUGAUUGUAAUCACAAUUCCGGUAUGCCGAGGGAUUCACAUGGCCCACUUCGUUCACACGACUUCAUGCAAAGAGAAAUGUCAAGGUUGUGGGAAGACAACCGCGACCCUCUGCCUCUGGCUUCUUCCUUUAAAUUUCCCACAGCAAUAAAUCGACUUAAACGUCCCGGCGACUGGAUACGAAAGAAUUUUGAACCUUUGCAGGAACGUUAUCUAUGGUGGAAAUUGGUUUCUGCUAUGGUACCUCAUACAACUAAUGAUCUAAGAUCUCUUAAAGAUGAUCUUUAUGAAGCUCUCUUCAAGAAGCAAAGAGUGACAAGAACCCACAAAUGCGUAAGAUAUGUGAAAAUGUUUUUCAACAUGGCCAUCAGCUACAAGUUUUCAAAGAUGUACGAUCUCAAAGAUACUAUUGAAAAAAUUAAUUGGAUGUUACAAGAUAUUAAGAAUUCGUUUAAAUGGCUCGUUUCUUCCUUCAGCUGGAUGGACGAUUCGACGAAAAGGAAUGCUCAGAAAAAAGCCACCGCGAUAAAAAGUUUCAUCGGUUACCCUACUUGGAUUUCUAAAAAGGGGGAGAUCGAUUUAGCUUAUAAAGAUAUUGAGAUUGUAGACGGUCAGUUCCUUCAGUCUAUGGUCAGUAUAAAAAGUGUAGAAGUGAAGAAUAUCCUGAAACAAGUGGGGCUGCCAAGUGAAAACAAGACUCAUGAAUGGAUUUCAGAUCCAAUGGAGGUAAAUGCAUUUUAUGGCAGAGAAUCAAAUGCAAUAGCGAUACCAGCAGGAAUUUUGCAAGCUCCAUUCUAUUAUUUGGGGCUUGAGUCAUUAAAUUAUGGCGCAAUAGGUACCAUUCUAGGACAUGAACUUACUCACGCAUUUGAUAUAGAAGGCAAAGAUUACGACAGCAACGGCCUAAAAAUUUCUUGGUGGGAUGAAGUAAUGAUGAAAGAAUAUAACAAAAGGGCCCAAUGUUUUGUGAACCAAUACAGCAAAUUCAGUGUUUCAAAGGACAACAGGUUGAAUGGAUCACUGACCCUUGCUGAGAACAUUGCAGACAAUGGUGGCGUGAGGGAAGCAUACCACGCUUACAAAAGAUUUGUCGAAAGGAAUGGCGAGGAGCCUUUACUCCCUGGAUUAGAUCAUUAUUCUCAUGAUCAACUUUUCUUCCUCGCUUAUGCCAACGUAUGGUGUGAAAAAACUAGUAUCGAGGAUGAUGUAUUAUCCUUGAGCGAUGUACACAGCCCUAACAAAUUUCGUGUCAUUGGCACUUUGAGCAACUUGAGAGCAUUUUCUGAAGUCUGGAACUGCCCCUCGAAUUCCAAAAUGAAUCCAAAUGGCAAGUGUGUACUUUGGUAAUGUUGGCUAAUAUUUAAUACCAUGCUGUUUGCCUUCAAGGGAAAUUUAUUAUUUAUUAAUCUGUGAUAAAAAUAUAUUUAUAGUUUAAGUUAGGGGGGACCAAGAAUAAUGUUAUUUUAAACCGAGGGUUAAACUAUUUUUUGAGCUUGAUAUACAGUUGUCAUAAAAUUCACUUGCUAAGUGCCUUUUACUGUUAAUUUAACAAACUUGGAUUGUUAAAACAUUGUACCUUUUAUCAAAUGUAGUAAAAACUGUUUUACUGAAUGUGUCUUCUAAUACACAUUGAUUUGUUCACAACAUAAUUGUUUUUGUCACUUAUUUCUAUUCACUUAUUAAUAAAAU